Messenger RNA from Helianthus annuus (common sunflower), 494 nucleotides. RefSeq names its product DExH-box ATP-dependent RNA helicase DExH9-like. Lineage: Eukaryota; Viridiplantae; Streptophyta; Magnoliopsida; Asterales; Asteraceae. Bases 20 to 406 code for a protein of 128 amino acids. The record is from RefSeq and is a predicted model, not a curated record. The transcript has 3 exons.
GUUCCAUUUAAGCUACAACAUGCUUUUGAAUCAAUUGAGAUGCAAAGACGGUGAUCCAGAAAAUUUGCUUCGUAAUUCAUUCUAUCAAUUUCAAGCUGAUCGAGCCAUCACUGAUCUUGAGAGACAAAUGAAAGUUCUUCAGGAGGAAAGGGACGCAAUUCACAUUGAAGAAGAGGAUAGCUUAGAAAAUUAUUACUCUUUGUUGGAGCAAUAUAAAAACUUAAAGAUGGAUGCAUAUACUUUGGGAUUGGAAGCUGAAGUUGCAAAACUAAAAGAAAUCAACCACGAAUUGCUUAAAAAACAGGCAUGUAACUGUAACUUUAAUCAUCAUUAUCAUGUUCAUGAACUGUUUGAAUGUUUGUUGUUGACCUGUUGUGUCACUGCAAGAAGAGAUGAUGGAGAAUAAUCAGGUAUGUAUUCAAAUAAUAACCUCCAUAUCAACUUAAAGUCAUGUCACAAGUUAUUAGUAUUUUGUAGGUGUUUUAAGAAGUUAU